AGCCAAUAAACUAAAGAUUUGUGGAGAGCUCAGUUCAAGACUUGACAUCUGAUCUGGUAGCCUUUGCAAAUUACUCUGCACCUUUAUAAAACACAUCUUCAAAGUUCAUAUCAAAACACUCAGAACCGCUUAAUUCUCAACAAAAAAAAAAAAAAAAAAAACAAUCAGAAUCGCCGUGGUGAUGGCUUCAGAAAAGAGUGAUAGUGCAGAGCCAGCAGCAGCAAAAUCGAACCAGCUGUACGUAUUUUUUGGUCAUGAAUCUUCCUCAGUCCUGUAUUCAAUGUAUGAGAUUCCUGUACCAAAUCCUCUCCCUCCUCCCCCAACGAAAGCAGCACAAAUUGCCGAAAUGCAGAACCCAAGUCCACUUCCCAACACUACCCCAAACCCAAUCCUCAAACUCAAAAGGGGUGAAUACCCUCGAGGCAUGUGUUGUGUUCAACUGGGUUCCAAAUUUUACUUCUUUGGUGGCGAGUACGAUGAUUUGGAUCACCCAUAUGUUGCUAAAGAUGUUAAGACAAAGUACAAGAAUGUAAAGCGAGAUAGAUAUCCUAGAGAUGUCUAUGUUUUUGACCCCACUAACACCAACACCACCAUUGGUGAUAACAACAAGAAGUUGAUGAUGAUAAGUGGUACACCAAUGCAGACCGGAAAGGCUAAGCCUUUGGGGUUUGUGGUGGAUGAGAAGAUUUACGUGGUUGGAAGCACUUUCACAUCCAAAUUCUUGAAAAAUGUAGACGAAAAGAAUUCAGAUAUAAAAAAGCAUGUUUUGUUUGAGGUGUAUGAUCCUGAAGUUGAUAAGUGGUCUACUUUGCCAACCCCUUCUCAUCCUUUGAUUAAGGACUCGGAGCCAGAGGAGACUGAAUGGGUGGGGCAUGCUGUUGUGGGAAGGAAGGUUCUCCUUCAUAAUCAAUUCGGCUAUGGUGUUCUUCAACACCGCCUAUAUUGUUAUGAUCUCGAUAGAGGUGAAUGGAUGAAUUACCAAAACCUGCCUUCCUACUCUGGUAGUUUCUUAGGGAGGAGUGAGUUUGUAGGGGAUACCCUUUAUGGAGUUUACAACAGGAAAGUAUCUGCAAUUGCCCCAUUAGCUGAUGCUGAUGAGGAGGAGGAGGAGAAUAUGGGUGCAGAUGUAGAGAACCCUCUUUAUUUUCCAUCUGAGGACUUGAGCUCGGUUGUGGAUGCUAUUUACCAUAAAUUUCCUCCAAAGCUGGACUCCUCAAUUACCUCAUCAAGCUUGCUUCACUUGGGGAAUGGAGUCUUUUGUUUUGUGAUGUCUGGCAGGCCCCUGCAUUACAAGCAUCGGCAUGGUUAUUAUGCAAUUGAAGAUAACAAAAAAGGUGUCAUUAGCAUCGUAAUCUUUCAGGCCCUCGGGGAUAAACACUUACGAGGUGAAGGUGAAGAUGAAGAUGAAGAUGAAUAUGGAGAUGAAUAUGGAGAUGAAUAUGAAGAUGAAUAUGAAUAUAGUAGCGAUGAAGAUGAAGGUAGCGCUGGAUUCUUCAGGGCAAAAUUCUUGUAUUCCGCUCAUUAUCACAUCAAUACCCGCUCCCGAAAUCUUGGGGAUAUCCAUGGUUGCUUCUCUCUUGGCCUGUCGUUUAACUUUGGAGAUGGGAGUGACCCUAAUUGUGCUGAGCAUGGCAAAGGGCCUAUGUCAAACUCGCCAUCUGAUCCACAUCUUGAUCCCCAAUCUGUCCCCGAUGUGCAGCCUUGGAUGAAGGAGGCGAUGGCUUGGUUCUUGCAAUAUGUGGAGGAUGAUAUUAACGACAACUUCAUUAUGACCACAAGGCCUAGUUCGCUUGGUGAGAGAAGGCACAUAAAUCACCAGCUUCCUUGGCAGCUACCGCAUCACAUGCUCACUCAAGAGUGCCCAGCUGUGCAGACUAAGAUAGCUUGGUAUGUUGCAAGGAAAGCUUUGAUUGAGGAACGACGUCAGCUGCAAGAUCUCCAAAGAGAGCACGAGAUAGUGAGGAAGGAGAAUACCAUGCUCACCAAUCAAAGGGAUCUUUACCAGUCAUGGAUUUCGCGGUUUUUUGAUGAUCAGAGAUUUCAGGCUAUUGCUGAUCCGUUUGAGCCUCGACCGGUGACAUCUUCUGUUCCCUCAUCUUCUCAGCCUACUGAGCCACUAGUCAGCAAUCAAUCUGGAGAUACCUCCCAUAGGAUGGAGACCCUGUCCUCGUCGUAGAUGCCACCCUACCAAACCAGACCUGAUGAUGCUAAUGACCAAUAGACUUGGGAUUUCUUUCUGUUUUGUCUAAUUGAUGGUAUUUGAUGUAUGGGAAUUUCCAUGAUUGUAUCUUAAACUCUUAUAAUAUAUUAAUAUGACAACUGUUCUGUGCGUUUGUGUCA
This is a messenger RNA of Quercus robur (English oak), 2340 nucleotides long. RefSeq lists its product as uncharacterized. Gene Ontology annotation, molecular function: protein binding. The record is from RefSeq and is a predicted model, not a curated record. Bases 182 to 2176 code for a protein of 664 amino acids. Lineage: Eukaryota; Viridiplantae; Streptophyta; Magnoliopsida; Fagales; Fagaceae. The transcript has 3 exons.